This is a messenger RNA of Salpingoeca rosetta, 1904 nucleotides long. RefSeq names its product protoheme IX farnesyltransferase. Gene Ontology annotation, molecular function: protoheme IX farnesyltransferase activity. Gene Ontology annotation, cellular component: mitochondrion; mitochondrial membrane. Bases 230 to 1432 code for a protein of 400 amino acids. The record is from RefSeq and is a predicted model, not a curated record. The transcript has 8 exons. Lineage: Eukaryota; Choanoflagellata; Craspedida; Salpingoecidae. Gene Ontology annotation, biological process: heme biosynthetic process.
CACAAAUCAUCACAACUGCCCAUGAUUCAAGCAGACAGGCAAGCGCACACCAAUAACCAGCAGUGCCACGACGUCGCGCAACACCGGAUCGAUUGUCACUUGCGCUGUUCACAGUGGAGCACGUCAACGUCAUAGCAGGGUUUUGGACACCGAGCCCACACACAUACAUACAUACAUACAUACCUACCUACAUACCUACAUUAAAGGACGUCGUCGUCGCAUCGGCGAGAUGAACUCGUUCGCCACAGCUACAGCAUGCACCUCCUGUCGCUCCUGCGGUGGCUGCCUCAACAAAUCAAGAUCAAAGGGACACACAACGGUGACGGCCACGGCAGUCAUGUCUGCGGCCAUGAUGCCGCCACAACAGCAGCAUCAGCAAGAUGAAGACGUUGAUGCACACAUCACGGUAGCAACACCAGCAGCAAGUGUAGAUCCAAAGGCAGCAGUGCAAUCACAGCACGCAGCAGCGCUGAAUGGUGCUGCACAUCCCACCAGAGCAACAGAAUCAGCCCACAGCUCAUCAUCUUCGGCGCCAGCCAAGGAGUCCGUUGCAACUGCACAAUCGCUAGGCUGGAGGGCGUUGGCAAACGUCUACUCCCGCCUCACGAAGCUGCGACUCAGCGGGCUGGUGGUGUUGACAACGAUGGGUGGAUAUGCGCUCGCGCCAUCGACGUCUGCGCCUUUUGAUUGGGCCGGCCUCGGCAUCGUCUCGCUUGGCACCGCAUUCUGCGUUGCCUCCGCCAACUCGUUUAACCAGUGGAUCGAGGUCCCAUAUGACGCGCAGAUGACGCGCACAUGCGACCGCCCGCUCGUGCGCGGGGACAUGUCGCCCUUCCACGCCUUCUCCGUCGCCGUGACGAGCGGCGCCGUUGGCGUCGGCAUCCUCUCCACCAUCAACCCGAUUGUCGCCGGUCUCGGCCUCGGUAACAUCGUCCUCUAUGCCGGCAUCUACACCCCAAUGAAGCGCCUCUCCAUCGCAAACACGUGGGUUGGAUCAGUUGUGGGUGCGAUUCCGCCCUUGAUGGGCUGGGCCGCGGCUACAGGCUCCCUCGCUCCCCCGUCUCUCGUGCUUGCAGGCAUCCUCUUCGCCUGGCAGUUUCCCCAUUUCAAUGCUCUGAGCUGGAAGUUGCGACCAGAUUAUUCAAAGGCUGGCUAUCGCAUGAUGUCUGUGACAGAUCCUGCGCUGUGCCGCGCCGUUGCGCUCCGCUACAGUGCCGCCCUCAUCCCCAUCAGCAUCGCAGCGCCCGCGCUCGGCUUGACGGACUGGACGUUUGCAGUUGACUCGACGCUCAUCAACGGGUACAUCACGUACAAGGCAUGGCACUUCUACACGCGCGGGGACGACCAGUCGGCACGCAAGCUGUUCCUCACAUCUCUCUGGCACCUCCCCGCCAUCAUGGCCCUCCUCCUCGUCCACAGCCACUUUGCAUGACGCCCCUCUAUGUGUGUAUGUGUGUGUGUGAGCCUGUGUAGGUUGUUUUGAGACGGCUUUGCCACGUCGUUUCUUUGCUGCGAGCUAGUGAUAACGUAACUAAACCCGCCGCUUUCUCAUCAGUGUCUCUCCUUUUUCCCCCUGCCAGCAUGUUUAUUGUUACGAAUGCUUCUGCUUUUCGUGUCUCUUGUCUUCAUUGAAUUCUUCGUACGACUCAGGCUCGUUCAACUUCACGACUUGCUUGUCUCUCUUCUCUCCUUCUCUCACUCACACACACACUCUCUCCUUCGCUUGCUUGCUUUGGUUGAUGGUGUCCUCUUUACUAAUGCAACGCGUGCUGUCAUGUGAUGGUUCGUGUCACGUGCUGUGGGUCCGUGAUUGCACAGCGGUGUGUGUAUGUGUGCGCGCGCGCGUGUAAAUUGAAUGCAAACAAGGCAUGUCACGCAAUUGCAAAGGUGCAACCAAAUCAAAC